Molecule: messenger RNA, 324 nt
Organism: Cylindrotheca closterium
Lineage: Eukaryota; Bacillariophyta; Bacillariophyceae; Bacillariales; Bacillariaceae
Source: the annotation of a GenBank genome assembly
AUGGUAGUGGACCCUCCUUGUCGUAAUCCCCAGCGUACCAAUAGAAGGCGACCUUUGAGAUUUGCUGAGGGAAUAGCAGAACUCCGAGGACAAGGCGAAAGAGCAGAUAACCAAGAAGACGCUCAAGCCGAAGCAGCCCCAGACAUCAACAUGGAUCUGGUGCAGGGAGAAGGAGACGAUGCUGGCGCAGGAAAUAACAACAUUGCAGCUGGCGAAGGCAACAACAACCUGUGGCACCACAACAACCUGCGGCACCACAACAGCCAGCGGCGCAACAGCAACAGCCAGCGGCGCAUCCCAAGAGAUCACACGAGGACGCCAUAA